Messenger RNA from Anas platyrhynchos (mallard), 691 nucleotides. RefSeq names its product LSM10, U7 small nuclear RNA associated (gene LSM10). The record is from RefSeq and is a predicted model, not a curated record. Gene Ontology annotation, biological process: mRNA 3'-end processing by stem-loop binding and cleavage. Lineage: Eukaryota; Metazoa; Chordata; Aves; Anseriformes; Anatidae. Gene Ontology annotation, molecular function: U7 snRNA binding; histone pre-mRNA DCP binding. Gene Ontology annotation, cellular component: cytoplasmic U snRNP body; nuclear body.
AGGAGGAAGAGGAGGAGGAGGAGGCACCGAGCGCCGGGGGGUGCGCACGAGGAGUGGGAGCGGCCGGGGGCGGCGUGGGGAGCCCUCAGGUGCCGGUGGGGCGCAGCGUGGCGUCUCCCUGCCCCUCAGCCUCGCCAUGGAGGUGAGCCACUCGGUGAAGGAGCGCACCAUCGCCGAGAACAGCCUGGUCAUCCUGCUGCAGGGCCUGCACGGCCACGUCACUACCGUGGACCUCCGUGACGAGAGCACGGCCACGGGGCGCGUCACCAACGUGGACGCCUUCAUGAACAUGCGGCUGGCCCAGGUCACCUUCACCGACCGGCGGGGGACCGAGUCCCACCUGGAUGAGCUCUUCGUCACCGGCAGGAACGUGCGCUACGUGCACAUCCCCGAGCAGGUGGACAUCAGGGCCACCAUCGAGCGGCAGCUGCAGCUCAUCCACCGCGUCCGCUACUUCGGCGGCCGCGACAAGGGGCGCAGGGAGUUCCCCCGUGCCAAGCACAAGUGAGCGCCGGGCUGCCACGGACACGGGGACAUCUGGGGGGACACGGGGACUGUGGGGUGUGGUGUUGUGUGGUGCUUAACUGCUAACUGGGACGUGUGGCUGUGUAAUUAGUGUCUGUGUAAUUAGUGAUUGAUGCACUGCGCCACCAUGGGCCCCAGCCCCCGAACAAAGCCCCUGUGGCCCCGA